AUGGACCAGCAGCGUCUCUCCUCCCUUGAGGGGGAAGUGCGUGAUGGCAUCGAUGUUAUUGUGAAGCUUACACAGUUUAGUGGCUCUGAAAAGAGCAUUGUAGAGUUAAUUAAUACAGAAAUAAAGAGGCUUAAUAAGCAGCAUAAAGACUGUGAAACCUGUCAAAAGUCUCUUCCCUCUUCUGACUGUGGUCAGCAUAAAAAGCUUGAGGACCUUCAAGAGAAACUUAAGACAUUAACUCAGAAUAAUAACAAUAGUCCACGUGAAUUAUUAAAUAACCUCUGCACAGGCCUCGAAAAAUUUCUCGGCUACCAGGAUGGUAAUUACACCGGGAAAGGAAUCGUAUACUCGGACCUUGACAGGCUCUGCGACGGGGUGAUGUCUUUCCUUCAUGGUGUUCUUGAGAGUGUGAAGGAUGAUGAGAGUGUUACAACUUAUGAUAAAGAUGCUUCAAAUAAGAUUUCUUCACUUCCCGAAAAAUUAGCCAUCACACAAGUCUCCGAUGCGCUCGGGGCGUGGGAUAAGGAACUGAGUUGGAGGACCUGGACACUUAACGACGCACUUAGCACAUUACAAAAUAAUAACGUAGCACACUUUAGUGAAUUACUUAGCUUUCUUAAUAUGUCGCCACCUGAUAAGGUUGCCGGCCGGCUGGGCCUGUGUAUUCAGGAAGCUGAAAAGCUUCAGCAGGCUUAUAAGCAAGCCGACACACACUAUAAUAAUCUAGAUCGUCACCUAAAAAUUAAUUUGAAAGAUGCUAUGUAUCGUGUUCAACUAGAGGUGGACAAGUUCGUUGCAGCUGCUAGUAACAGUGGGCUCAAAGCAGUAGUGGAGAAAGCAGGUGGUGAGCUUAGUGACCUAAAAUGGAAAGUUGAACGUAAGGUUCACAGCGCUGUUGGUACCAUGGUAGACGAUAUCGUUGUUAAAUUUAACGAACAAAUCAAGGCUCCUAUAAAGGAUAUUAGGAGCACGUUGAUAGAGGUUGAAAAGGAUUUGUUGAAAUGGAUUGAGGAAGCCGGGAAGAUUAUAAAAAAGGUCAUUGGUAAGUGCGAUGCGAUUGUUGCGAAGCUGGAAGGUACGACGGUAGAUGGCACGGAGAAUCCGGAGAGAGAAGCUGUGAAGACAGCAGCUGGUAAGUUGUAUUACCAUGCGCAGUCGUUAUGGACAGCGGCAAACAGUGCCAAAAAACUAGUUGAAAAAUUGGCGGCAGACGCUAAGCAGACACUGACAACUCGGGCAACGUAUAUAGAGGAGCAAUUAAAGAAUAUUAAAGCCAGUGUGGAGUUCAAGGUUUCUGAGGCAGCCAAGGCUGUAGAGCUUUUGGAUGAUAAGCUAAAUGUGGAUAUGCAGGCAUUGAAGGAGAAGAUUAGCAAAUCGGUGAAGGAUUAUAUUGGCAAGUUGGCGGAGGCUUUGGGAAAAGGAAUGGGUAGUGCCACGGGCACUUGGAAAGGCAAUGCCAGGCCUGGUGUUAAGGCCUUACAAGAUGCUGUGGCCGCUUGGAAAACUACUGAUAUGGCAAAAUUCGGGGAAAGUUUUGGUAAGGUGCUUAGCGAGGCUACGACGGGAGGCAUGACAGGUGAACUUGGCCAAUAUAUUGAAUGGGUCCUGUACAAUCUUAUGAAAGUUGGUCAACACAUGAAAUCCAACAAACCCGAUAUCGUUCUUAAUGAGCUUAAGCAAUCGAUCGGAGAUAAAAUUGAAGGGAAGUUUGCUACAAGCUUUGCGAAGAUUGGCAACUACUACGCAUUUGAGCAAUAUAAUCCGCAAAGGGAUACCGCCAGGGGAAAAAUCAAUGACGUAAAAAAUGCUGAUAACUUUAAUAAGCUUGAUAAGUAUGAUGUGGACGUAUGCGGUGCGGAUGGGAAGAAACUCGAAACAAAAAUAGAAGAUAUCAAAUUGGGAGUACAAGAUGCUCUGAAUAGUGCCAUUGGAUCAAUCGAUAAACCAAAGGUGCUAAGCGACGCGCUCAUAGACGUUACAUCCGCACUAAAUACGUUCACCGAUGCAGUCAAGAACUUGGUUAACGGUGGGUCAUUCAUGGACAAUGAAAAUAACAAAGGUGCAAAAAAGCUUCUACAAGAUGUCCACCAGAUGAUCAAUAAUGGAACAUGGAUCGAUGAAAAAGUUAAGGGUCUCACCGAAAUCAAAGGCCGUAUUCACAACCUUCAAAACGGUGUUUUCGCACAAUUGUUCUCGUACGCCGACAACUUUUACGAUCACGUCGUCAAAGACCAAGCUAAUUUGGCAAUUAAACAAAUUAAUGAAUUCAUCGAAGAGAAUAUACAUAAUGCCACGGAAACUAUACAAGAUGAAGCCCGUAACACGUACUAUUCAAGAAUUAGCAAAAUGCUCGAUGAGAUGAAAGAAAGUAUUAAUUGGGAAAUAACUGUAAUUGACAAAGCAAUAAGGAGUGAUUUACAUACCGGCGUUAAGGGUUUUUUAAAGCACUUUAUGGGUAAUAUUGAGAUAUCGGGUAUUCCAAGUUCGGAAAAAAAACUGGAAGCUCUAACCAAGCGCGAAAACUCUGACCCUAAAAAAGGAUUUAUUACAUUAUCAACAGCCCUCAACGAUUAUUUGCGUCCAAUAUUCACAUACGUCAUUGGCGAAGUUAAAUCCGUAUUCCCCAAUACCCCCGCAGCUGUCGGCGACGCUAUGAUAACGCAUCCGUAUCGCGAGGAGAUUGAAAGUGUCAAAAACGCAUUUGACGCCUUACUUCAGCACCUUGAAGUUGAGGAAAAUAUUUACCACUUCGACUACGACUUCCAAAACCUCCUCGCUGCCCUAACCGACGCAGUUAACGGCCUAUCACCAGACAAAUUCGGCGCAACGUCCUGCAACGUUCUCGACGUCCUGAAAAAAGGGAUGCUGUCAUUUACUGAACAGUUACAAACUGCCUAUGUCAACAAGUAUUGUGAUCAAGAAUAUGUUAACGCCGACGGGCCUAAAUACGCCAAGCUUUUCAUGAGCAUAUUGCGAGGCGUCAUCGUCGGCUUGGAGAAAGUGAACGAGAAGUGUAAUGGCAGCGGUGAAUGGAAAGAUUAUAAGAUAUGUGAGAAGGAAGGGAAAGAGAAAAAUCCACUCGGCGUAUUUUUCGAGAACUCCGGUUUCAAAGUUCCACCGAACGACGGUUCAAAGCAGGGCGGUGAGCUGAAGUGGAAAGUUGACUGGAAUGGUAAAAAUGUUUUUGAUCUUUUCACCGACAGCAAGACAGGGCUGUUUAAAGAUGUAUCUGGCGCAUAUGAAUCCGACGUCCUUGAUAGACUCCAUGCUCUCCUCCACAAUUACUACAGUGCCUGCCACCUCAACCACAUUCCCACCCCGGCAACGCCGACGAGCGUAUACAAGAUGCUUAUUUGGCUCAGUGGUUUCUGGUACAAUCCGAUGUACGAUAAGGUUUGUGUAUACGUUAGAGAUCUAUUCGACAAGCCAAAAGAGGAAUCGAAAUUGCAAGACCCUUCAAGCUACGCGCUAGACGCCACGACGCUAUUCAGUGCCACGACCAUUACAGAUACACUUAGCGAUGUAUGUGACCACGCGGAAAAAACGCUGGUUGCUAUACUAGGCUUCGGCCACGCGGAAGGUGAAUAUGCCGUUGAGUUCACCGACAACUCACAUAAAUUAUUGUAUCCCAGUAGUCCCUCACAGUGCUUUGACACCCUUUCAGAGAUAUUGUAUAGACUGUAUCACCAGCUUAAUUUCUUAUUUAUUCAGUGCUCACGUACGUAUGACGCUAACACCUGGCGUGAGUGUUGGUAUGGUAGUGGCAUUGGUGGCUCGUCAUGGGAGUGCAACAAGACGCAAUGUGCCAACCAAGAGUGCCCUCAAAAGGCUGACCAAAAGGGCAACCAAAAUGGUAACCAAGGUGGUAACCGAUUGGUUACUCAAACAUGUGACCAGCACCCUAUGUGCGGUCUGAAAUCGCCUUUGCAGUCUUUCCUUGAAGACGGAUUGCCUGGCUUCUUACCACAUUCUUUCAAAACUCCCGGUUGCAAGUUAACCUGUACUGUGUCUAAUCACAGAGGAAUUCCAUGCAAAACUCCGAUGGGUUUCGGUGACAUCGCCACAACAUCAUCGCAUACAAAAACAGGUGCGCAUCUCCGAGAUGUUCUGAGAGAAUUCUGUGGUGAUUCAGAGAGUCCUCUGACUAAACUGUGCAGUCUCUUAACAUGUCUAUCGCAACGCACGCCACAAACGUUAGAUGAUUUGUUCGCGUUUUAUUUCUGUUAUUUGUACGGUUGGAAUGAUAAGGACAUGAUGCGUAAGAAGCAUCAGAAAGGUGCAUUCGACGAGUCGGUCAAAAAGGCUUAUUUCAAUAAGCAGUAUGAUGAUCUCGACGUUACUCCGAUGUUCGAGAGCAGUGUUCAUGGGUCCGGCGAUACGUCUUCCCAUCUCAAAGGUGACCUGUAUAGUCUCCACCGGUGUGACUAUGAAGGAAACUCUGAAAUUUCGUGCGGACGAUACCUACAGCCUAUGGGCAUGAAUAUAUGGAAUACGUUCUCGAACAAAAAUGCCGACAAAUACCUUUCAUGGGUUGUGUAUUUGACAGAAACCUUCUAUGAUUUGCUUGAGAAGCUCUUGAAAGAAUGUUGCGACAAUUGCAAUAAACCAGGAACGAAAUGCUACAUAAAAAGUUGUGAUGUGACAUGUAAGGUAAAGGCCGCUUACGAAUCUGAUGACACCGCUAAGGAUCUGAAAAAUAAGCAUCACAGUCAAGAUUGCAAAUCUAUUGCUAAUUGCCCAUUCACUCGGCCGACACUAGCUAAAUAUGGUUUCGUAUUUCAGAGUUCGUACAACCUGAGUGGCAUAUAUGGACCGGAAAAAGUGCGCACAUGCAGAGACUUUUGUGCGACGUUGAAAAGAAUUCUCAACGACGUAGAAAAAGACGAAGCGCCACUCGCAAAAUUAAUUUAUCGCACAAUUCCCAAUUUCUUAUGGGCCAUUCGUACACCCUUCUCCUACCUCUUAUUAGCCCUCUGGUCGCUGUCGCUCCUGUACCUGCUGCACAUCGCCGUCGUCCGCCUCGACGUGCUGAGGAUACGCUCCCACCUGAGAUCGCCCUCAAGCCACCGCAUCGCCGCCCAGUCGCUCCUCGCCGCCGCACGCGUCAGGGCACUCGCCAACGUCAAGUACUUCUCACCGUAA
Messenger RNA from Babesia ovata, 5142 nucleotides. RefSeq lists its product as uncharacterized. The transcript is spliced from 2 exons. Lineage: Eukaryota; Apicomplexa; Aconoidasida; Piroplasmida; Babesiidae. The record is from RefSeq and is a predicted model, not a curated record. The coding region runs from base 1 to 5142 and encodes 1713 amino acids.